Paramecium sonneborni is the source of this 1379-nucleotide messenger RNA. The record is from the annotation of a GenBank genome assembly. NCBI's taxonomy places the organism in Eukaryota, Ciliophora, Oligohymenophorea, Peniculida, Parameciidae.
AUGAUUAUUUUAUUAAAUAUUCUAAUAUAAUUUUUAGAAAUUAAAGCAAGAAUUUGCAAUCCUUAUGGCUUUCGAUAAUCUCUGGGACAUUAUUAUUCUAAUUUACAUUAUUAAUAAGAUGUCAUCAGAAUAACAUUUAAUUCAGAGGUACAUUUUACUAGCAAAAAUAGGGUCCUUGUAAAUCUUCAUUUGCUCUUCUUUUAGAAAAUUAGACAUUUUAUGAAUAUGAAACGAGUCUUGUCUCAACAAAUGAGAUGGCAUUUUGUAAUAAUUAUCAUACAUUUAUUCACACCUUUAAAAUUGGGAUUAAAUAUUUACAAUAUAAUUAUUCAAUCAAUUAUUACGUACAUGAGGGGAAAUCCAUUUAUGGUCCGUUUAUGAUUUAUUAUUCAGGAUUAUAAAAGCUAAGCAGAUUUAUUAUCUUAGGUAAUUUAGAUUCAUAAUGGAAAUUAAAUAAUUCCUAACAUACAUUUAACUUUUUAGAAAGUUCUGUGAAAAACUAUUAAUAAUUUGAUGCAAUUAUAUUUUUAGGAAGUAUGGCUUUCAAUUUGGAAGAUGAAAGUUGUUAAACAGGUGAUUAUUUUAUAAAAAAUAUAUCAACUUUUACUUCACAUUAUCCUUUUAUGAUUGCUCCAGGGAAUUAUGAUGCUGGAUAAUCAAGAAAGUUUAAUUUUAUUAAGUAAUAAUUUUAAAUGCCUGUAAUUUCAGAUUAUAGACUUGAUUUACUUGAAUAUUAUAGUUAUGAUAUAGGAUUUGCUCAUUUUAUUUAAUUCAAUCCUUUCUAAUUAAUAUUUCUAAGUUUUUCACAAUAAUAAUUGAUUGAUCUUUUGGAAGAAGAUUUAUAAAGAAAUAAAUAACCUUGGAUUAUAGUAUAUACCCAUUAUCCUCUAUAAUGUUCAGGAAUUUCUUAAUGCCUAUUUCUCAUUAAUAAUUUACAAGACUUUAUAAAUAUUUUCAAUAAGUAUAAAGUUGAUUUGGUUUUUUCUUCUUAUGCAAAUAUAUAUUAAAGAUAUCUACAGGGAAAUCUUAAUUCAUUUAUCUAAGUUAUCGAAGGAAAUAGUGGAAAUGAUGGGAAUUUUGACGACUUUAAUAUUAAUUCAUCUGAAAUAGCAUUCUAAUCCAAAGAAAUAGGAUUUGGAGAAUUAAUUAUUCAUAAUGAAACUCAUUUAUUUUACUAACACAAAUUAUCUAAUAAUAACUAAAGUAUUGAUUAAUUUUGGAUAACAAAAAAAAAUAAUAAGAAGUUUUCAAAUUUUUUUCUUCUUACUAUAAUUUUAAUUGUGAUCACCUUCAUUUCAUAAUUAUGCUUAAUUUAUCGAUGUAUUAGAAGAGAAUAAAUAUAAAAAAAAUUUAAUUUAGUAAGUAAAUUGAAUAUAUGA